Molecule: messenger RNA, 873 nt
Organism: Closterium sp. Naga37s-1
Lineage: Eukaryota; Viridiplantae; Streptophyta; Zygnematophyceae; Desmidiales; Closteriaceae
Source: the annotation of a GenBank genome assembly
AUGAGGGCGCUGGUGGCCGUGAAGCGCGUGAUCGACUAUGCCGCCAAGAUCCGCGUCAAGGCGGACGGGUCCGGAGUGGAGAAGGCGAGUGUGAAGAUGUCGAUGAAUCCCUUCUGUGAGAUCGCAGUGGAGGAGGCCAUACGGCUGAGGGAGAAGGGGGCGAUCAAGGAGGUCGUGGCCGUCAGCCUGGGCGUGCAGCAGUGCCAGGACACGCUCAGAACCGCUCUAGCCAUGGGAGCAGACAGGGCGGUACUGGUGAAGGUGGAUGCGGCACAGGAGGAGGCGUUGGAGCCGUUGAUCGUCGCUAAGCUGCUCAAAGGGGUUGCUUUGAAAGAGACGGCUGAUAUGGUGUUCCUGGGGAAGCAGGCAAUAGACGACGACUGCAACCAGACGGGGCAGAUGCUGGCAGCGCUGCUGGACUGGCCGCAAGCCACCUUCGCCUCCAAGGUGGUGCUGGACACGGCUGCUCGCAGUGCGCAGGUCACCAGGGAGAUUGACGAUGGCCUUGAGACAGUCAGCCUUAAGCUGCCAGCUGUCAUCACCACGGACCUACGGCUGAACGAGCCACGGUACGCCACGCUGCCCAACAUCAUGAAGGCAAAGAAGAAGCCCAUCGCUGUGCUCUCUCCCUCCGACUUCGGGCUUGACCUUGCAGACCCGGCCACCCGCAGGGUGCACGUGGUGGGGGUGAGGGAGCCGCCUGCGCGUGUGGGGGGACGGAUCCUGGGGAGUGUGGAUGAGCUGUUGGAUAAACUCAAGAACGAGGCCAAGGUGAUGGGGGUGGGGGAGGCACCUGUGCGAGUGGGGGGCCGGAUCCUGGGGAGUGUGGAGGAGCUGUUGGAUAAACUCAAGAACGAGGCCAAGGUGCUGUAG